AGGUAAAGCCAUGUGGAAAUGUGUCAAGGCAGCUACUUUAUGGAAUAUGGACUAUUUGGGAGGAAAGGAAUGCUAGAAUAUUCCUAGAGAAGGAAAGAAGCUUGGCUGAAGUGAAGGACUGUAUUUUGACAAGAGUAAUCCAUUGGUUGAAGACCUUGGGUAUGUUUGCUGAUUUCUCAUUUGAUUACCUUUAGAGGGGUCAGCAGUGGCUAACCUCCACUAAGAAGAAUAGAAGUGUGAUAGAAUGGGAACCUCCUCCGGAAGGUGUCAAAUUAAACUUUGAUAGGAGCAACCAAGGUAAACCUGGGCCUCAGGUAUAGGGGGUGUGCUGAGGAAUAAGGACAGCAACAUAUUUCCUUCUUCUAGGGACCAGUGGGAGAUUCUACAAGGGCAGAAGUACUAGCUGCUGUACAAGGGAUUCAGAUUGUCAACCAGCUUGGGGUGGAACAUCUGCUGAUAGAAGGGGAUUCUUAAGUGGUAAUAGGCUGGCUCUCUAACACUGAUGCUGUCAUUUGGGAAUACAGAGACCUCCUCAAAAGGGGGAAGUGGCUAACUAAUAAUAUGAGAGUUGAUGUUAAAUGGGUGAACAGGUUGGCAAAUACUAUGGAUGAUUCUUUGGCCAAACUUGGGGUUUCCAGGCAAGAUCUUUUUUUGUGCUACCUUGUAAUUUGUUCUAGUGAAUAGGAAAGCUGUACUUUUUUAUCCUUUGAGAUUAAUAAAAUUCUUUCAAUUAUCAAAAAAAAAAGAGAAAGAUGUAGGGAAAACUAUAGCCGUAGCAAGAGGAAGCUGGAAGAAUAAGAUGGAUGUCCAAGAAAGAAGAAUUGGACCAAGAUGCUUGUAGCUAAAGUGAAGCAAGAGGUUCAGGAUUGGAAGAAACGGAUCCCCUCCCAGCCCACACACAAGGAGGAAGCAUCAACGUGGUGGGAGUCCCGGGCCAAUACCAAUCGGACAUGCUGAUCGAAAAAUUUGAACAGAGCCCGAAGCUCUAGCUCUUUUUCAGCAAACAAGGAGCAAAUUCAUCAACAAGGAAGUUGACAAUUAGAGCUUUGGUGGAAGUAUUCAAGAGACCCUUGGAACCCUAUUGACUUGAGCGCACCAGUAUAGAAUUCACACCAGAAGACAUGUUGGCGACAAACCCCCAUCACAACCAACCCCUGUACAUCACAACGAGGGUGGGGGGCUUCGAGAUGCGAAGAUCCAUGGUCGACCCUGGCAACUCCGUCAACCUCAUUUCCAUCCAUACCCUGAAAUUAAUGGAUGUGUAGCGGGAGAUAGUGAAAGGCUUGCCCAUGGAGGUGACUGAUUUCAAUGGAAACACAUCUAUAACAAAGGGAUCCAUCGAGUUGCAAGUAUCAAUCAAGCCAUUCUCCGCCAUGCAAGAGUUCCAAAUCAUUUCUAGAAAAACCACGUACUACACCCUGUUGGGCGGCCACUCACACAUAGUUUAGCCCUCAUACCUUCGACAUACCAUCAGUGCAUCAAGGCAAAGCAUAAGGGACGUGUGGUUAGGAUUCCGCCAACUAGGGUCCCUUUUGACAAGUCCGAAGCUCACCUGCAAGACACAAUCUACUACAUCGAGUUGGCCGACGAAGGCAAGACAAGAGUAGCUAGAGUGGAAGGAGUGUAGCUGCCGAGCCCUACGAACGAACCUCUGAUCGCACCGGAAAAGAAGAAAAGAACAAGGUGCGUACGGGUGACUGGUGACAAUGGGAAAAGCUACUACACCAUUGUCACGGAUUAUGAAGAUGAUGAACCGCUAGCAGCUAAAAAGGCCAUCUCAGAGGUUAGCAGAAACGACUAUUGAUCCAUUCCUAAAAUAGUUCAAAGGCUUCUGAAAAAGAAAAUAAUGGACCCCUACUCAGGAGGGAGCUGGAUGAUGAUUCCAAGUGCCUCAAAUCACAAUGCUUCAUCAAUAACAUCAAAUCAAGACCAUUCUCACCUUCAUCAACAAUAUCAUCAUCAGCUGCAGCAGCAGCUGCAACAGCCGCAGCAGCAACAGCCACAGCGCCAUCAACAACAUCAUCAGCACCAGUCACUGGCUUCUCAUUUUCAUCUCUUGCAUUUGGUAGAGAAUUUAUCUGAAGCUAUUGAAAGUGGCACACGUGAUCAGCAUUCAGAUGCUCUGGUAAAUGAAUUAACUAGCCACUUCGAGAAAUGUCAACAAUUAUUGAACUCAAUAUCAGUAUCGAUCAACACAAAGGCCAUGACAGUUGAUGGACAGAAGCGUAAGAUGGAGGAAAGCGAGCAACUCCUAAACCAGAGAAGGGAUCUGAUUUCCAAGUACAGAAGCUCUAUUGAAGAUCUGGUUAAGUCAGACAGAUAAUGUAUGUUAACAAUACUGCAAGUAGUUUUUACCACACGUGUUUUAGUAAAUAUGCUUUGUCCAUUCCAGAAAGGCACAUCUUAGUUCAUUUCAAUGUUGUCAUUUUUUAUGAUAUAUAUACUGGAAAAAGAGAUUCCUGUAGGCUUUUUUCCCUAUGUUGGGAACAUAUGGAGAUACCCCUAUUUCUUUACUUACCUAUUGUGCAUAAAGAUGCAUUUUUAUAUAGCCUGUACUGUGUCUUGAUGGCAGAGGUGGGCGCAAUGUCAAAUGAAAUGAAUACAAUUGACAGGUU
Nelumbo nucifera (sacred lotus) is the source of this 2615-nucleotide messenger RNA. Its product is annotated as mediator of RNA polymerase II transcription subunit 9-like. NCBI's taxonomy places the organism in Eukaryota, Viridiplantae, Streptophyta, Magnoliopsida, Proteales, Nelumbonaceae. The record is from RefSeq and is a predicted model, not a curated record. Gene Ontology annotation, cellular component: mediator complex.